AUGAAUCGACUCAGCAAGGCAGCUGAAGUCCAGAACGGACUUCAUAGUCAAGGUCUACCCUCACCCACUCUUGCCUGGAUUCAAAAUGCACUUCCCAACCGGGAUCCUCUGCCACCCCUACUGGCUCUUAUUGCCACGGUCAAAGCACGGCUCAUGGCUGCUGACAUCACAAACGCCGUCUUGGAUUCUUCAGCACCAUCUUUCCCUGCCAACAUUGCCAACCCAGAAGUCAAAGAAACCAAGCUGGAAAGGGAUGUAUUAGUUCAGGUACUGGAUAUUGAUAACCUUACCAAGAGUAAAUGGGAGCAAGUCGAGGAAUUAGAGGCCAUUGCUCGAGGAGAGCAAACCACAGGCCGAGAAAUGAUUCGCCUUCCCACUAACGGUGAGGAAGAAGAAGAACUGGGGUACGGUAGUUUGGCCACGCAGAAUCUUUCUACUGCAAGGCCUGGUGGGAGAGGAGGCGCUGCGGGAUCCGGGACGCCGAAGAACUCGACGCACCGACUUGUUCUGCAGGACUGCAAGGGGAAUAAGGUCUAUGGUCUGGAGUUGAAGCGGAUUGAUAAAAUUGGCAUCGGCACUCUCAAUAUUGGCGAGAAAAUAAUUGUCAAGAAGGGGGCCAUCGUUGCGCGAGGGGUUCUCCUCCUUGAGCCGUCGACGUGCGUCAUCAUGGGUGGUAAGAUUGAUGCGUGGCAGAAGGCUUGGUUUGAUGGACGGUUGACAAGGUUAAAGGAGACUGUUGGGGCCGAUAUUCGUGGAUAA
Molecule: messenger RNA, 759 nt
Organism: Pseudomassariella vexata
Lineage: Eukaryota; Fungi; Ascomycota; Sordariomycetes; Amphisphaeriales; Pseudomassariaceae
Exons: 1
Coding region: 1-759 (252 amino acids)
Source: RefSeq, a predicted model, not a curated record